CUGAGGAGAUACUCCUAGACAACCUUCAUUCCUGUUGUCUCUAAUACUGGUCAGGUGAAGGAAAGGAAAUCUAGUUCUGAGUACGAGGAAAAUUGUGAUCAGCACUGUAAAGCGAUCAACGAAUCCAUUUGCUAACUGGUCACAGCAGUUCAUGGAACUCAAUGGCAAAUACUUCUUUCUUCUUGCAAAGGGCUUUUAAGUCUCUUAUCCCUUUCCUGAAAGAUUGCUGUCGAUGGCGUACUCCGAGAGGAAGAAGCAUGUCUUCGUCAUGAAAAAGUAGGAGUUGCUUUUCUUUUUUCUAUUAACUGCCUUUGCGAGCAUCAACAAAAGUCUCUUUACCUUCCUCUCGGGAACAGUUGUGGCAACCAGGAGAACUAGACCAAGAAUCUCACUGAAGUCUUUAUCAGAAGCUACAGGUUAUGGAGUAUGAUCAAGAAGGAGAUCGCCUUUCCAUCUGAUCACCACUUCUAUGCCAACCGCUUGCAGAAGAGUAGAUGCAUAAAUCAAGCUGUGCUUUUAAGUACAUCCCACAGCUUGCUUGCACCUUCCAUGAGGGACGAAAUCUCAUGUCGCCUUUCGUAUGUGGGCAAUAACAUGGUUAUUUCGAUCAGACAGCAAAUCAUGGCGUGAUUUCAUUCUCCAUCAGUUUCAUUGGAGGAGAAGUGUCUCUCAUCAUGGGGAAAUACUUACAGUUCUUUUCUGAAGAAAAAGGCUAUAUAAGGAGGGUUGAGCUUGGCAGUAAAUGUUGCAUCUAUGACCUUGAGCUCGUCACUCCACACAUAAACCUACUAAGAAGAAUCUCUCAGAACGACCAUGGAAGAAACCCUAGACUACCUAUCUGGCUUCCUGUGCACCGGCCACAAGGUCAAGAAGAAGCAGUUUCAGACCGUGGAGCUGAAGGUCAGAAUGGACUGCGACGGCUGUGAGCUUAAAGUCAAGAAAGCCCUUUCUUCAAUCAACGGGGUUCAAUCGGUUGACGUCGACAGGAAGCAGCAGAAGGCCACCGUCACCGGCUACGUGGAGCCAAACCAGGUCUUAAGGAAGGCCAAGGCCACAGGGAACAAGGCCGAGCUCUGGCCUUACCUUCCUUACAGCUUGGUGACACACCCUUACACCGCAGGCAUCUACGACAAGAAGGCUCCGUCAGGUCACGUUAGGAAUGUGGAGUGUGUUGCCGUGGUCUCCGACCAUGGCCGCAAGCAAGAAGACCAGCUCGCCGAUAUGUUCAGCGAGGAUAACCCCAACUCCUGCUCUAUCAUGUGACAUGUUUUCGUCCUCUGCGACAGCUGUUCACAUACUACUACUGUUCGGUGAUUCCAUGUCUCAGAGUGGGGAAUCGGUGGCGGGGACGAAGGGGUUAUGUCGUGUUUUGUGGCUUUCAGCUUUUUACGUGUGUACUUUUUGUUGGAUGAGCGUUGACGAUUUAUAAAAACAAAAAACAAAAAACAAAAACAAAAA
Molecule: messenger RNA, 1458 nt
Organism: Musa acuminata AAA Group (dessert banana)
Lineage: Eukaryota; Viridiplantae; Streptophyta; Magnoliopsida; Zingiberales; Musaceae
Product: heavy metal-associated isoprenylated plant protein 23-like
Exons: 7
Coding region: 814-1263 (149 amino acids)
Molecular function (GO): metal ion binding
Source: RefSeq, a predicted model, not a curated record